Pezoporus flaviventris is the source of this 1781-nucleotide messenger RNA. It is a transcript of the gene ERICH6, whose product is annotated as glutamate rich 6. The record is from RefSeq and is a predicted model, not a curated record. NCBI's taxonomy places the organism in Eukaryota, Metazoa, Chordata, Aves, Psittaciformes, Psittacidae. Bases 245 to 1774 code for a protein of 509 amino acids. The transcript has 11 exons.
CGGAAAAGUCUCCUUCAUCGGUACAAUGGUCCAGGGCAAUUGCUUUGAAGUCAUUGUGUGGGGCUAACAGGUGAGUGUGUGUCUUACACUAAAGGGAACAUCGGGCAGCAUCGAACCCAUCGAGACGCAGAAGCUGCCAGGACCUUCAGUGUCGAUGCAGAGAGAAGCUGGCUGGCUCCACGAACACUCCUACAGAAAAUCAACCCUGUAAGAAGAGUCCAGAAGCUUAGAUGUUUUGUGUGACAUGGAGUUGGAAGAAGAUUUUGUGAAGCUGUUCAAGAAAUCACUGCGCACGUUCCCAUCCACUGGCCUGCCUAGCCUUCUGGCCUACAGACCUGAAUCGUUACGAGAAAUCUUACAGGCUGAGAUAGAGGAGGACUUUGCUCCAAGAUGUGAGUAUUGUGGCAGCCUGCUGAAGCCAUUCCCUUCCUUUGAAGACAUUUGCCCACUGUCACAGGAUUAUGAAUCAUUUUGCUGUGAACAUAAUCGAGACCUCUAUGAGUUCAUCAUGAAUGAGAGGAAGAUCUGUAGAGGCAACUGGAACAUUCUCACUGAUGUUGGCCCCCAGAAGACCCAUGAGGGGAAGACCCACAAAGGUGCCUGGAACAUUCCCAUUGAUAUCGGCCUCCUUAAGUCCCAUGAGAGGAAGACCCAUGAAGGCAUCUGGAGUGUUCCCGUUCAUGUUAGCACCCAAGAGUCCCAUGAGGAGAAGACCCAUGAACGUGCCAGGAGCAUUCCCACUGAUGUCAUCCCCAAUGAGUCCCAUGGUACCAAAGUCGACAGGCUGCUGUCAGAGGAGAGGGUGUAUGAGAGGCAGCUGGAGAGACGAUCAACCAGACAGUUAUUUUUGCAGGCAGCAAAGGCAGCAUUUGCAGCUAAACGUUUAAAUGAACCUGGCACAAUUUUCUACCAGCUUUCCCUGGAGCCCCCAUCACCAAACAGCUGGACGCUGAUGCCUGCUGAGAGAGCAGCAGAACCCAAGGAGGAGCCCAUCUCCUACAGCAUCACCUGCUGUGAUUUUACCUCUGUUGGUGGAAAGGCAAUGAAGAAUGAAUUGCUGGAAAAGUACUACAAACAUGGGGGGAAAUUCCUUACCAUGCUUCCAGAUGGAACAGUGCAGUUAUUCUAUCCAUCUGGAAAUCUGGCAAUCAUCGUUGUACAGAAGAAAAAAUGUCGUGUUUGCAUAGUACAGGAAGACAAGCCAACUUAUGCUGAAAUACAAGCACUAUUUAAGUCUGAUGGCAGAAGUACUUGCUAUUACCCAAAUGGAACUGUGUGGAUACACAUGAGCAUUCAGGGAGGGCAGUAUUUGGACCAAGCAGGCAGCAGGGUGAAGAGGUGGACAUGGCCAAACAGCGUCACGUCACCAGGACCCCAUGUCCCGCUGAAACCCAUCUUCAUCUCCCUCAACCGGCACGUGGGGGUCAGGAUCCUGGGCCAGGAUAAGAUCGCUGUUUCCUUCCUUGCCAUGGGGCAACAAGCAAAAUUCAACAUGGGAACCAAAGUGCAGGUCAGCGAUGUCAGCCAGCUGCCUCCCCCUGCCCCGCUGAGUGAAGAUGAGCUCCUGCUGCUUGCCUUCAGGGUGAGGAUCCUGCAGCUCUUCGACAGACUGCGUGGAUGCUUAAACUUUCCUUCUAGUGAGCAAUGGGACAAACUGAAGCCUCCCGCAUACCUUAUCACACAGACUUUGAAGAUCUUACAGCUUUGCACAAGUUCUGACGUAAGCGAUGAGCUACGCAGCUCAGUCGGGGCAAUAAUAAAUGCUGAAGUCUGACCAGCAA